AUGUAGCUGAAGUCAGUUCAUCAAUACUACAUAAAAGCCAAAAACCAAUCUAAGGAUUAGAAAGGGACAAAAUGUAAGGAUUAGACAUAAACCACUGCAUCUUAAAUCUCUCUGAUUUUGAGUAGAAUGAACAACAAAAAUAUCCAGGAUACAAAGGCAGUGUCUGAUAGGGCUAAGAACAAUAUAUAGAUAUCUCCUAAAUUAUAGAAUUGUUUGUCAGCCUCGAAUCUAAUGAGCAAAACUUCUUAAUCGCCUAAAAUAAGUGAAUGCACAUUAAUAGAUAAAAAAUUUGCAAAAGAAUGUCCGAGUAGAAUCACUAAUGGAACUGAAAUACAAUUGCCCACUGAAAUUAACAGUUUCUUGGAGAUGGAGGAGAGAAAGAGAAGAUUAAAUAAUUUCAAGGAACAACUCUAAUAAAACAUAAUGAAGAUUCAGCAUUUGGACCAACUUUAAACUUAAGUAAAAUUGAUUGAAUAACAGCUACAUUCUAUUGUUUAGACAAUCAUUUAAUUAAAAGAUUCCUUAUGCUUGUAAUUACAAUAGGAAUAAUUGACCUAUACAUAAAUCACUUAAUCUAUUUCAGAUUCAUUGUAUAAAAUGAAAGAUGAUAUACUUCAUAAUGAGGUGAAUAUUGUUGAGUCGAUGUAAAUGAAACCAUUUUAAAAUAUCAUGACUAUUUACAAAAAGAGAUUGGAUGAACACUAUAGUUGUGUGUAAUAAAUGAUCGGCAAGAGAUAGUUUGUUAUUCAAUUUAAUUAAUGGUGCCAACAAUUGAUGUUAAAACUCUAAGUGGAUACAAAAUCAACCUUUGAUUCGGAGUAAAAAGAGAAUUGUUUUUAUGGGAGUAAUAAAAUAGCAGAAUCCCCAAAAUUUCGCAGCAAUUGA
Paramecium tetraurelia is the source of this 885-nucleotide messenger RNA. RefSeq lists its product as uncharacterized. The record is from RefSeq and is a predicted model, not a curated record. The transcript has 2 exons. NCBI's taxonomy places the organism in Eukaryota, Ciliophora, Oligohymenophorea, Peniculida, Parameciidae.